Molecule: messenger RNA, 5530 nt
Organism: Oncorhynchus kisutch (coho salmon)
Lineage: Eukaryota; Metazoa; Chordata; Actinopteri; Salmoniformes; Salmonidae
Product: homeobox protein meis3-like
Exons: 13
Coding region: 524-1771 (415 amino acids)
Biological process (GO): regulation of DNA-templated transcription
Molecular function (GO): DNA binding
Source: RefSeq, a predicted model, not a curated record
ACCGUGAACGGGAGCGAAUAAACGGUGCUAAUGCAUGCUACGUGAGUGUAGUGCGUGCCAUUGGGAUAAAACGAGGGGAUCCUGCGUUUGUAAUGCGCGAGUGUGUGUGAAAAGAAGGUGGGUGUGAGAGACCCCGUCGUGUUUUGACCCCCCCAAACAACUCCCGAACACCAUCUCUCCCCACAUAGUCUCUGCCUAUCUCAAUGUUUAAAGCAACAUCACUCAAGUCGCUGUGACAUUUUCCAGCCUGCCGCGACAGUCCAUGGACAGCGAGAACGGCCAAAAAGGACGCUACUUCUCCUCGCCAAGCAUCUCGCCUGCGAGCCGGACCCAAAGACAUAACGUGCGGACCUACCACAACGCUCUCGAAACCGAAGCCCAUGCAGGAUAUCUCGAGCACGGCCUGAGAGUGACUAUACGUCAAAUCUAGGUUUCGAUCAUCUGGAUACAGGAGGCAGAACGCCUGCGCUGGACAGCGGGUCUGGUCUCAUCCUUCCCGGAGUAGGAUUGGCUUCCGUGUCGCAUGGAUAAGAGGUAUGAAGACCUGGUGCACUACUCAGGGUCAGAGGGCAUGCCCGUGGGGGGGUAUGGAGAGGUCAUGAGGUCACUGCACCCCCCUCACUAUGGCCACACUGUCCCAGAUUCCCUCAAACACCACAGGGACCAGAUCUAUGGUCAUCCCCUGUUUCCAUUGCUGGCCCUGGUGUUUGAGAAGUGUGAGCUGGCCACCUGCUCCCCGCGGGAUGUCACAUCCCACUCAGUCCCUCCCCACCUCCAAGGCCUGACCAAUCACAGUGAUGUAUGCUCCUCAGACUCCUUCAACGAUGACAUCGCAGCCUUCGCCAAACAGAUUCGCUCAGAGAAGCCCAUUUUUUCUACAAAUCCUGAACUGGACAACCUGAUGAUCCAGGCCAUCCAGGUACUACGUUUCCACCUGUUGGAGCUGGAAAAGGUUCAUGACCUGUGUGAUAACUUCUGCAAUCGCUACAUCACCUGCCUGAAGGGCAAGAUGCCCACAGACCUGAUUCUGGAUGACAAGGAGUGCGGGCCCAAGUCCGACGUGGAGGAUUUCACUGGCUCCUGCACUAGUCUGUCAGAACAGAAUCAGUCGUGGUUGCGGGAUCCAGAUGACUGUGCGUCCACUCCGCUAGGGACCCCUGGCAUGUCAUGUGGCCUGCCUUCACACAGCACAGACAACUGCAGUGAUACGGGGGAUGGUUUGGAUGGGGGCGUGGCCUCCCCCAGUACGGGAGAGGAGGACGAUACGGACCGAGACAGAAGGAACAACAAGAAGAGGGGCAUUUUUCCCAAACUGGCAACCAACAUCAUGAGGGCAUGGCUCUUCCAGCAUUUAUCGCACCCAUACCCCUCAGAGGAGCAGAAGAAGCAGCUGGCACAGGACACAGGCCUGACCAUCCUGCAGGUCAACAACUGGUUUAUCAAUGCAAGACGGAGAAUAGUACAGCCCAUGAUUGACCAGUCAAAUCGCUCAGGUCAAGGUGGUCCUUACAGCCCAGAGGGAGCAGCACUGGGGGGCUACGGACUGGACGGCCAAGCCCACCUGGGUCUCAGGGCAGCAGGUCUUCAGGGGAUGCCGUCUCUUCCCGGAGAGUACCCCGGGGCCCUGCUGUCCCAGUCUGGCUACCCCCACGCCGGCCCGUCCCUGCACCCCUACCCCGGCCCCCACCCCGCCAUGCUGCUGCACCCGCAGCCCCACCCCCACCCCACCGAUCCCCUCAUAGGCCAGGGCCUGGACAUACACGCCCACUAACUGAGAAGGAAGGGUGUGAAGGAGAGGGGAGAGAGGAAAGGGGAGAGAGGGGCCAUCCUGGGGGAGAUGGGGGCUCACACACCCGCCACACGCUAACUAUGACAGCAUGGCGCAAGUCCAAAUGUUUACAUUCCCGCCGUAAGACACUGACUUCCACAGUCACUCAACCCACUCAAGCCAUUGUCUGCAACAUGCAUACCCUUCCCUUAACAUACCACCGCUGGCCCCUCUUAUACCAUCAACAACAUACUUACAUCUCAGACGUAGAAACACACCACACUGAGCCCCUGAGUGUGAGCCAAACCCACUUCAGGGUGGAAGAGGCGAGUGUCCUCAGCCCCUUCUCCCUCUACAUACUCUAUGGUGACAGUGAGCUGUCUGACUCCCAGGAUAGCGCCCCCUCUAGGAGAAUAGAGGAACACCCCACACGGACCACUGACCAGCCAACUUGCCUCUCUCUCCCACCUGGCCUACUGGCCAACCAAACGGAAAGACGGAAGGACACAGGUCAGAGACACAGCUCCCGAUCUGCCUGGGUCACCUUAACCUCCAUAACUCUUAUGACCUCACACAGCCCAGGCUUGAAGCGUUGUGAUUGGACAGAACGCCAGUGAUACACUCUAACCUCUCUCCUCUACGCCCCAGGCCACACCCAGUCUUCCCACACCGACAACUGUCACACACACAUCGUAUUUCAUUUGACUUUUUUUAGAUCUAUUUUUGUAUUUAUAUGUGUCAGAGAGGUGGGACCUGACAAAAGUCCUGUGAACAGUGAUCUUCCAGGGCAUCACUCUGCAUGACUCUUGUACACUAUGAAUGAGCUCAAUUUGUCUCUCUCAAUUUGUUCAAGGACGUACCUUGGUUUGUUUAAAUACGUUGGAAUGAGUUGAUCACUUACCUCCUUAAGAUCCUGUCAGACGUGAAUAGUAGGGUUUACUGUGGGAUCCACAUCAUAAGCCAAACAGUGAACACACACGCACGCACACACACACACACACACGCACACACACACACGAUCCUGUCAUACCAUUUCAUGGUCCAUGUUGUCUGCCGUUGUGUUUGAGGAGGACAGCCAAGGACGUUACACACGCUGCAUCUUCCUCAGUCCCUUAUGGGUCUCUGAUAAAAUAAUUUAUUUCCAAAUGUUGGUGACAAUAAUUGAUGAUAACGAUGUUACAGUUAUGAUUUUGCUUAUAGUAUUAAAACCUUUCUUUUGUAAAAGUGUGUGAACGACUUUUUCUUUGAGUUUGCCCUCCAAUUAUUUGCGGUCAGAUGUGAAAAGUCAACACUGUAAUGAAAUACACAAAUCAGUAUUAGGAAUCAGUAUCUUGAAAACAAUAUUUUCUUCCUGGUACAAUCACAUGUCGUUACUAUAUGCUAAUUGUCUCAUUUUCAAUUGAUGUAUGCUGCAGUUUUGUACCCCCUUCUUUUCUUAUUUUUCUCUACUAGCCUAGCAUCUUCCCUGACCUCUCUCCCUUAGUUUAGCUCUUUGUUAAUUUUUUACUCCUCAUUUUCACUCUGUCUUUCCACAUUCCUUCCUCAUUCACUUUAUACCUCCUCCCAUCUGCAGGGCCAUGUGCAACAAGGUUCAAAUCCAAGCCAAAGUGAUUACUCAUUAAAUGUCAAACACAAUUCAAACGCAUUUGGCCUGGCCUAAACCCUCCUCCUCCACCCGGCCAUCCAUUCAAUCCCCACCUCACCCCUGUCCUGUGAUAGAUGCAGCCUGCAGCAGGGGUCAGAGUUCCUACAAGGGUCAACAGGAAAUGGCCUGGCUUUAUGACCCUCGGGGCUGACUCCAAGUCCCACCACAUAUUUUCCUGUCCACACACUCAUUCGCCUUGUCCAUCUUGUCACUCUCUCUCUUUUUGUGUGUAACCCAUGCCAUGCUAGUCGUGUCCCAGCUAUAAAUUUAGUCCUCAAUCCGUGGACACACACAGUUGGUUCAUAAUUUGUUGCACUGCAGGUCCAUUGUUUACAUCGAGCUUCCUGAACAUGUGUAUGAGUUCAUUUAUGAACGUGUUCCUCUUGCUUAUUAUCUUGACUAUGUAAAGUGACUUUGGAGCUGGAAAAGCACUUACAAUUAUUUUUUAAACACCAUAGUCACAUAGAGAACAUAAGUGACUGUAUGAUCGUCUGAAGGAGAUCUCAGAGCCAACAGCAAACAUACAGACAGCAGGAGUGAGAUUCUAUUCAUACUGUUUUCACUUUAUGAUUGCUUUUGAUAGCUAGAGUCCGUAGCCUCACACAAACACAAAAUCCAUUAGCUAGUGGAAAUUGCAUUGCAUAAAUGUGCCAAUACUGGGAAAGGCAAGGGAGAGAGAAUAGUGUGCACAGCCACAGAGCUCAGUGAGGGAAACGUAUAGCGUGAAGUCAUUAUGGCAACUAAGUCUAUCUUAACAAUGAAAUAACCCAAAACUGGAGCAACUGGAAGGCUAGAGCAGGAGAAAAUAUUAUAAACACACAUUUUUGGGGGAAUACAGAUUUUAAAAAUAUAUUUAUAUUGUAAAUAUAACAGUAACCUAACCUUAAUGUAAACCAGAUGUAUUCAAUAUUUGUGAGAACAUUGUACUUGUAUAAUGAAUCCCAGCAGGAUUUUGGCAGACAUGUGUUGCAGAUUAUUUGAGCUACAGAAAUACAAUGGCUAAACAAUAUUGCUUCCUAUUUUUUAAGUCUUCAUAUGAGCAACUGUUUGAGGAUUGUGUUUUGAGAAUAAAAAUAUGCAUAGUGUAUGUGUAUUAAUGCAAUAGCUAAUAGGUCUGAAUGAACGAAAAGGUGCACGAAAAGAGGAAAAAAAUCUCAAUUUUGUUUAGAUGUCUGUGUGUGUGGUUUGUUUUUAAGCGGAAUGCGGAAUGCUGAAUGUGUGUGUGCGCGCGCAAGUGUGUUUGUGUGUGUGUGUGUGUGUGUGUGUGUGCGGAGGAGGGCCUCUGGUGGUCAUUAAUCAUUCAAUUACACACCUGUCAGAGUUCAGACAAGGGGAGAGAGCUGCACACAGGGGGGGAGAGAAAGAAAGAGGGAGAGAAAGCGAGAGGAAAAGUGUCCGAAGACAAAGCCUCAACAGGGGGAAGCGGUUUGUGACAACGAGUGAAAGAGCAGAAUAGGACAAAAGGGACAAACAAAAUAAGAGUGGAGGCCAGAGAGACAGUGACAGACAGAUGAGCUCAGUGACGUGCUGUCCCAUAUGGAACGACAUCGUCAGAGCAGACAGGUCAGGAUCCAACGACGAUGCUCCGCUCGCUUUCACAAGCCUUCAUUAAAAGUCGCGCAAGACGAUGUAGAAUAGAACCAUUUUAUCUGUCAGCCAGAGAGGGGAAAACAAGAGUUGGUAGCUCUGACGGUCGUUUACCACCGAGUUCAAAUACUGUUUCCAGCCUGGGAACAGCCCGGAUGUGUAGCAGCCUGAUGAUGCAUAAACUGGAGUAAUGUCGUGAAUAAUUGAUUGAAAAGUGUUUGGUCCUGAUUCACAAAUGUCUCUCAUCUAUUUAUCACUAUUAGGAGAGGCUGCCAGGCCCAUUAGAACAGCUGCUCGUUAGAUGCCUGUCAAUCAAGGGGGAGGGGGGACACACUGAUACUGGUAUACAUUUAGUGCCAGGAACAAGUGUUUGUGAUAUACUGUUUAGUGUGAAUAUUCAUGUUUUUCCAGAAUGUGUGUGUGACUGUCUAUUGUUCUGGUGUUGCAUUGUGCUUGGAUGUGCAUGUACCUUGUGUGUGUGAGUAUGUGUGCGUGCGUGCGUGCAAGUGGGUAUCUUUGUGUGACCAUCU